Messenger RNA from Colossoma macropomum (tambaqui), 3491 nucleotides. It is a transcript of the gene porb, whose product is annotated as P450 (cytochrome) oxidoreductase b. NCBI's taxonomy places the organism in Eukaryota, Metazoa, Chordata, Actinopteri, Characiformes, Serrasalmidae. Gene Ontology annotation, cellular component: cytosol. Gene Ontology annotation, molecular function: flavin adenine dinucleotide binding; FMN binding; NADPH-hemoprotein reductase activity. Bases 157 to 2187 code for a protein of 676 amino acids. The transcript has 16 exons. Gene Ontology annotation, biological process: response to hormone. The record is from RefSeq and is a predicted model, not a curated record.
UGCUGUGAUGGCGAAAAUAGUCGCCCCCCACCUUUUCCAGCAGAAUGGACUCGGCCCGUGUUGUAUGUGCAGGUCGUGACGUCAGCAGACUUCCACACCGUCUAACAGCACGUUCACUUGUCAGAGCGAGAGAAGUGAGAAGAGCUCCUCACAGACAUGGCAGACCCGCAGAUGGAGGCCUCAGCAGGGGCUGAGCUAAUGGAAGAAGGAGAGCCUUUCCUCAGCAACCUGGACAUCUUCCUCUUCUCCCUCAUUGUGGGUCUAAUCAUAUACUGGUUCAUGUUCCGCAAGAAGACUGAGGCCAUCCCUGAAUUUAAGAAGCUUGAAUCUCCAGCACCGGCCGCGAGGGAAACCAGUUUCAUUGAGAAGAUGAAGAAAACGGGCAAGAACAUUGUGGUGUUCUAUGGCUCGCAGACAGGCACAGCUGAGGAGUUUGCCAACAGGCUCUCCAAAGAUGCCCAGCGCUAUGGCAUGAAGGGCAUGGCUGCAGAUCCAGAGGAAUACGAAAUGAGUGAACUUUCUCGCUUGAAAGAGAUCGACAACGCCUUGGCCAUUUUCUGUAUGGCCACUUAUGGGGAAGGAGACCCUACAGAUAAUGCCCAGGAUUUCUAUGACUGGUUACAGGAGGGUGACACUGACCUGGACGGAGUCAAUUACACGGUGUUCGCACUUGGCAACAAGACGUAUGAGCAUUACAAUGCCAUGGGCAAAUAUGUGGACAAAAGGCUGUCGGAGCUGGGUGCCAAGAGGAUCUUUGACCUUGGCUUGGGAGACGACGAUGGCAAUCUCGAGGAAGACUUUGUGUCAUGGAGAGAGCAGUUCUGGCCAGCUGUAUGUGAACACUUCGGAGUCGAAGCGACUGGAGAAGAGUCCAGCAUCCGUCAGUACGAGCUGAAAGUCCACGAGGACCUUAAUAUGAAUAAGAUCUACACAGGAGAGCUGGGACGCCUGAAGAGCUUUGAGAACCAGAAACCGCCAUUUGAUUCUAAGAACCCAUUCCUGGCCCCUGUUACUGUUAACCGCAAGCUCAACAAAGGAGGCGACCGGCACCUGAUGCACUUGGAACUGGACAUCACAGGGUCCAAGAUAAGGUAUGAAUCAGGAGACCACGUAGCUGUAUAUCCCACCAAUGAUGCCACCAUAGUGAACAGGCUGGGGGAAGUCCUUGGCGUGGACCUUGAUACCGUUAUCUCCCUGAACAACCUCGACGAGGAGUCCAAUAAGAAGCACCCGUUCCCGUGUCCCACCACGUAUCGCACCGCCCUCACUCAUUACCUGGACAUCACUAACUCCCCACGUACCAACGUCCUGUAUGAGCUAGCCCAGUACGCCUCCGACCCCAAGGACCAGGAGAACAUGCGCAAGAUGGCUUCAUCUUCACCUGAGGGCAAGGCAUUGUACCAGAGUUGGGUGCUAGACUCAUGCAGGAACAUUCUAGCCAUUCUAGAAGACUUACCAUCAUUACGGCCCCCCAUCGACCACCUCUGUGAGCUCCUGCCCCGCCUGCAGGCUCGUUAUUACUCCAUCGCCUCCUCCUCCAAGGUGCAUCCCAAUAGCAUCCACAUCUGUGCUGUGGUGGUGGAGUACAAGACAAAGACUGGUCGCACCAACAAAGGUGUCGCCACCAACUGGCUGAAGAGCAAAAUGCCCACCGACAACGGGCACAAGGCCACCGUGCCCAUGUACAUCCGCAAGUCGCAGUUCCGGCUGCCCUUCAAGGCCAGCAAUCCUGUCAUCAUGAUCGGCCCAGGAACCGGUAUCGCUCCCUUCAUGGGCUUCAUUCAGGAACGUGCCUGGCUCAAAGAGCAAGGUAAAGAAGUGGGAGAGACCGUGCUGUACUUUGGCUGCCGUCACAAGAAUGAAGACUUCUUGUACCAGGAGGAGCUGGAGGCGUUCGAGAAGGCAGCAGUGCUGACGCAACUUAACGUGGCCUUCUCCAGGGACCAGGAGCACAAGGUUUAUGUUCAGCAUCAACUGAAGAAUAAUAAGGAGGCGGUUUGGAGGCAGAUCCACACAGACAAUGCACACAUCUACAUCUGCGGGGACGCGCGUAACAUGGCAAGGGACGUACAGACCACCUUCUACGAGAUCGCAGAGGAGCUGGGCGGCAUGACGCACACCCAAGCUGUGGACUACAUCAAGAAACUGAUGACCAAGGGACGCUACUCGCAAGACGUCUGGAGUUAAACCGCCUCCCCCCGCUCUUCAAAUUUAUAAAUUUUUUUAAUUGGCGGUGUUUCAAGGACCGCUUUAAACGUGUAUGUAAUCUUUUCAGAGUAGUAAAUGGGGGGGGAAACACGGACAUGCAGACGUUUAGCUCACUCACUGUAGUUUCGAGUUGGUGCUUCUGGCAGUUGCCUCGACAAACACUUUCAUUGUACAUAGAUACAGUAAGUCUUAGUGUGUGGCAUCGUGAACAUAUCAACCAAAAUACUGAACUGUCACACAGUGCGAUAGGCUCUUCAUGAUUUACCGCCUUCAUAAAAGGCAGCGAGGGGCUUAGUUUAAGCAAAUGUGCAGAAUAUUGAAUGUUUUUAUGCGGGACCAUAAACUCAAUACUCUAAUUAUGUAAUAGGGCUACUGAACAUACACUUUAUGCAUAGAACUUCAUGGCUUUAUAAUUGCAAUCAUGUACAUGCAAAUCUGCAGUAGCCACUAAUUUAAGUGAUGGAUUUGACUCUUCAGGCCCCAUCAGGGUGAAACCGGCUGUGAUGACUGCCUUUAGCAUCUCAGAGACACUGAUUAAAUGUAGUUAUCGCUAUGCACUUGAUGCCAUUUGUACUGUAGCCUGCUGUGCUUCACUACUUCUGUAGGAAUCAAUACAGGGCAUCAAUUAAUGUUGAAUAAUUUUGUCUUUUACUUUUUUUGAAAAAUCUUAACAUUUCAGUUUUCAAGUGAACUCAUACAUGCGCAGCAAAAUAACUUAAGGGUGAUGCAUGCUGGCACACCCCGUAGGACAUUGUGACGGUUGUCAUUUCAUUUUUUUUUUCAACUUUAAAGCUCCGUUGAUUAGGACAUUACACACUGUUUCUCUGCCGUAUUUACCUUUUUAGUGCUUUUCCUUUUCAGUGGUGUAGCAUUACAUUCUGAACUAUGCUUUAUUUCUGUUGUUUUUGUGUCCGGUUUGUUCCUUCUCAACACUUUUCCGAGUGAUCGUACUUGUAGUCGAGCUCAUAGACACAUCAGGCCUCAUGUGGGUCUCAUUUGUACACCACUUGUGGAAUAUAAGGGACUGUUGGCCUUGAGAACCUAUCUGUGUACUAGUCAACCUGUGCCUUAUUGAAAAAGUAGCCUGCCUUCUUAAUGGAAUCUGCAGUUCAGCAUCGCUGAUGAUGAACUAGUUAUUUUGGAAGAGAAUAUGAUGUAAAUUGGUACUGUUGCUGUUACUUAUUUUGUCAGCAUCAUACAGUUUUAUAUGCAAUGAAUGUUUCCUAUAUUACUACUAUCUAGGCAUGUCUUUUUAAAUUAAUAAAAUUGAAAUUCAGAUUUAA